This is a messenger RNA of Lemur catta (Ring-tailed lemur), 9748 nucleotides long. It is a transcript of the gene DOCK5, whose product is annotated as dedicator of cytokinesis 5. Bases 61 to 5670 code for a protein of 1869 amino acids. Gene Ontology annotation, cellular component: cytoplasm; plasma membrane. Gene Ontology annotation, biological process: small GTPase-mediated signal transduction; cell migration. NCBI's taxonomy places the organism in Eukaryota, Metazoa, Chordata, Mammalia, Primates, Lemuridae. Gene Ontology annotation, molecular function: GTPase activator activity; small GTPase binding; guanyl-nucleotide exchange factor activity. The record is from RefSeq and is a predicted model, not a curated record. The transcript is spliced from 52 exons.
CGGCCGGAGCCCGAGGAGCUGUAGCCGCAGCCGCCGCCGCCGCGGGGCGAGGUCGCCGCCAUGGCCCGCUGGAUCCCGACCAAGAGGCAGAAGUACGGGGUUGCGAUCUAUAACUACAAUGCUUCUCAAGAUGUGGAGCUCUCCCUGCAGAUUGGCGACACAGUUCACAUCCUGGAGAUGUAUGAGGGUUGGUACAGAGGAUAUACCCUCCAAAAUAAAUCUAAAAAGGGUAUUUUCCCUGAAACGUAUAUCCAUUUGAAGGAGGCAACUGUGGAAGACCUCGGGCAGCACGAGACUGUGAUUCCCGGCGAGCUGCCCCUGGUGCAGGAGCUCACGUCGACGCUGCGAGAAUGGGCCGUCAUCUGGCGAAAGCUCUACGUGAACAACAAGGUUACCCUGUUCCGCCAGCUGCAGCAGAUGACAUACAGCCUGAUCGAGUGGCGGUCCCAGAUCCUGUCUGGGACGCUCCCCAAGGACGAACUGGCAGAGCUCAAGAAGAAGGUCACAGCCAAAAUUGAUCAUGGGAACAGGAUGCUCGGGUUAGAUCUGGUGGUGCGAGAUGACAAUGGGAACAUUUUGGACCCGGAUGAAACCAGCACCAUUGCCCUCUUCAAGGCCCAUGAAGUAGCCUCCAAAAGGAUUGAGGAAAAGAUUCAAGAAGAAAAGUCGAUGUUGCAGAACCUGGACUUUCGGGGCCAGUCCAUCUUCAGCACCGUCCACACCUAUGGCCUGUACGUGAACUUCAAGAACUUUGUCUGCAACAUCGGGGAGGACGCGGAGUUGUUUAUGGCCCUCUACGAUCCAGACCAGUCCACCUUUAUCAGUGAGAACUAUCUGAUCCGUUGGGGCAGUAACGGGAUGCCCAAGGAAAUAGAGAAACUCAAUAACCUUCAAGCAGUGUUCACGGAUCUCAGCAGCACGGACCUCAUCCGGCCCCGCAUCAGCCUGGUGUGCCAGAUCAUCCGCGUGGGCCACAUGGAGCUGAAGGAAGGCAAGAAGCACACCUGUGGACUCCGAAGACCUUUUGGAGUGGCAGUGAUGGAUAUUACUGAUAUCAUACACGGGAAGGUGGACGAUGAAGAAAAGCAGCAUUUUAUUCCCUUUCAGCAGAUCGCGAUGGAAACCUACAUCCGCCAGAGGCAGCUCAUCAUGUCGCCCUUGAUAACGUCACAUGUGAUCGGGGAGAAUGAGCCACUCACUUCGGUCUUGAACAAAGUGAUAGCAGCGAAGGAAGUGAAUCACAAAGGACAAGGUCUUUGGGUGUCCUUGAAGCUUUUGCCAGGUGACCUCACACAGGUUCAGAAGAAUUUUUCGCACUUGGUUGAUAGAUCAACAGCAAUAGCGCGGAAAAUGGGCUUUCCUGAAAUAAUAUUGCCAGGAGAUGUUCGGAACGAUAUUUAUGUCACCCUCAUCCACGGCGAGUUUGACAAAGGGAAAAAGAAGACACCCAAGAACGUGGAGGUGACUAUGUCCGUGCACGACGAGGACGGCAAGGUGUUGGAGAAAGCAAUUCAUCCUGGUGCGGGAUAUGAAGGCAUUUCAGAAUACAAAUCAGUCGUCUAUUAUCAAGUCAAGCAGCCCUGUUGGUACGAGACUGUCAAGGUAUCCAUCGCCAUAGAAGAGGUCACACACUGUCAUAUACGAUUUACCUUCCGACACAGGUCAUCUCAGGAAUCCAGGGACAAAUCGGAGCGCGCCUUCGGGGCAGCCUUCGUGAAGCUCAUGAACCCGGAUGGCACCACUCUGCAGGAUGGGAGGCACGAUCUGGUGGUUUAUAAGGGCGACAACAAGAAAAUGGAAGAUGCUAAAUUCUACCUGACCCUGCCUGGGACCAAGAUGGAGAUGGAAGAAAAAGAGCUCCAAGCAUCCAAAAACCUGGCCGCCUUUACCCCCAGCAAGGAUAGCACAAAAGAUAGCUUUCAGAUCGCCACCCUCAUUUGCUCCACGAAGCUCACCCAGAAUGUGGACCUGUUAGGCUUGCUAAAUUGGCGUUCCAACUCCCAGAACAUUAAACACAACCUAAAGAAGUUAAUGGAGGUGGAUGGAGGAGAGAUUGUUAAGUUUUUGCAAGAUACACUAGAUGCACUUUUUAACAUAAUGAUGGAAAUGUCAGACAAUGAAACGUAUGACUUCCUUGUGUUUGAUGCACUGGUAUUUAUUAUUUCACUGAUAGGAGACAUCAAGUUCCAGCAUUUUAAUCCUGUACUUGAAACCUACAUAUACAAGCACUUCAGUGCCACCCUGGCAUACGUGAAACUCUCCAAGGUACUGAACUUUUAUGUGGCAAACGCAGAUGACUCCAGCAAGACAGAGUUGCUUUUUGCCGCUUUGAAAGCCUUGAAGUAUUUGUUUAGAUUCAUCAUCCAGUCUCGAGUGCUCUACUUGAGAUUUUACGGCCAGAGCGAAGAUGGAGAUGAAUUUAACAAUUCAAUCCGCCAGUUGUUUCUCGCUUUCAACAUGCUGAUGGACAGGCCUCUGGAGGAAGCCGUCAAGAUCAAGGGGGCAGCUUUGAAGUACCUUCCUAGCAUAAUUAAUGACGUCAAACUUGUGUUUGAUCCUACUGAGCUCAGCGUGCUCUUCUGCAAGUUCAUUCAGAGCAUUCCGGACAACCAGUUGGUUCGGCAGAAGCUGAACUGCAUGACCAAGGUAGUAGAGAGCAGUCUCUUCCGGCAGUCGGAGUGCAGAGACGUGCUGCUGCCGCUGCUCACAGACCAGCUCAGCGGCCAGUUAGACGACAACUCCAGCAAGCCUGACCACGAGGCGAGCUCGCAGCUGCUCAGCAGCAUCCUGGAGGUGCUGGACAGGAAGGAUGUGGGCCCCACGGCGCUGCACAUCCAGCUGAUAAUGGAACGGCUGCUGAGAAGGAUCAACCGCACGGUGAUCGGGAUGAACCGGCAGUCUCCCCACAUUGGCAGUUUUGUGGCUUGCAUGAUUGCCAUCCUACGGCAAAUGGAGGACAGCCACUACGGCCACUACAUCAGCACUUUCAAAACCAGACAGGACAUCAUUGACUUCCUCAUGGAAACUUUUAUCAUGUUUAAGGAUCUGAUUGGAAAAAAUGUCUAUGCCAAGGAUUGGAUGGUCAUGAACAUGACACAGAGCAGGGUCUUUCUCCGUGCCAUAAAUCAGUUUGCCGAAGUUCUCACGAGGUUCUUCAUGGAUCAGGCAAGCUUUGAACUUCAGCUCUGGAACAAUUACUUCCAUUUGGCAGUAGCAUUUCUCACCCAUGAGUCUCUUCAGCUUGAAACCUUCUCGCAAGCCAAGCGCAGCAAAAUUAUAAAAAAAUACGGGGACAUGAGAAAGGAACUCGGCUUUAGGAUCCGGGACAUGUGGUAUAACCUGGGUCCUCACAAAAUCAAAUUCAUCCCAGCCAUGGUGGGUCCCAUUCUGGAGGUCACUCUGACCCCCGAAGUAGAGCUCCAGAAAGCCACAAUCCCCAUUUUCUUUGACAUGAUGCAGUGUGAGUUCAAUUUCAGUGGCAAUGGAAAUUUCCAUAUGUUUGAGAAUGAAUUGAUCACGAAGCUGGACCAGGAGGUAGAAGGGGGCAGAGGGGACGAACAAUACAAGGUUCUUCUGGAAAAACUGCUCCUAGAACAUUGCCGGAAACAUAAGUACCUCGCCAGCUCUGGGGAGGUGUUUGCGUUCCUGGUCAGCAGCCUCUUGGAGAACCUGCUGGACUACAGAACCAUCGUCAUGCAUGACGAGAGCAAGGAGAACCGCAUGAGCUGUACGGUUAACGUGCUGAAUUUCUAUAAAGAAAAGAAGCGAGAGGACAUAUACAUAAGAUAUUUGUACAAGCUUCGCGAUUUGCACUGUGACUGUGAGAACUACACGGAAGCUGCCUGCACGCUCCUCUUGCACGCCGAGCUUCUGCAGUGGUCUGACAAGCCCUGUGUGCCCCAUUUGCUUCAGAGGGACAGUUACUAUGUUUAUACCCAGCAAGAGCUUAAAGAGAAGCUGUAUCAAGAAAUCAUAUCGUAUUUUGACAAAGGCAAAAUGUGGGAGAAGGCAAUCAAACUGAGCAAGGAGUUGGCCGAGACGUAUGAGAGCAAAGUGUUCGACUACGAGGGCCUUGGCAAUCUCCUGAAAAAAAGAGCCUCGUUUUACGAGAACAUCAUUAAGGCAAUGAGGCCUCAGCCUGAAUACUUUGCAGUUGGAUACUACGGCCAGGGCUAUCCUUCCUUCCUGCGGAAUAAAAUCUUUAUCUACCGGGGGAAGGAGUACGAGAGGCGAGAGGACUUCAGCCUGCGGCUGCUGACGCAGUUCCCCAACGCGGAGAAGAUGACCAGCACCACGCCCCCGGGAGAAGACAUCAAGUCCUCCCCGAAGCAGUACAUGCAGUGCUUCACUGUGAAGCCCGUGAUGAACCUGCCGCCCAGCUACAAGGAUAAGCCAGUUCCGGAGCAGAUCUUAAACUACUACAGAGCCAAUGAAGUGCAGCAGUUCAGAUACUCCCGGCCGUUCCGGAAAGGAGAAAAGGACCCGGACAAUGAGUUUGCUACCAUGUGGAUUGAACGGACCACGUAUACGACGGCCUAUACCUUUCCCGGGAUUCUCAAGUGGUUUGAAGUCAAACAGAUUUCCACAGAGGAGAUCAGCCCUCUGGAGAACGCCAUCGAGACCAUGGAGCUGACCAACGAGAGGAUCAGCAACUGCGUGCAGCAGCACGCCUGGGACCGGUCGCUCUCCGUGCACCCGCUGUCGAUGCUGCUCAGCGGCAUCGUGGACCCUGCUGUCAUGGGCGGCUUCUCCAACUAUGAAAAGGCUUUCUUUACAGAGAGGUACUUGCAGGAGCAUCCUGAAGACCAAGAGAAGGUCGAGCUGCUAAAGCGACUGAUAGCAUUACAGAUGCCUCUGCUGACGGAAGGGAUCCGCAUCCACGGGGAGAAGCUGACGGAGCAGCUCAAGCCGCUGCACGACCGCUUGUCUUCCUGCUUCCGGGAGCUCAAGGACAAAGUCGAAAAGCUCUAUGGGGUUAUAACGCUGCCACCCAACCUGACAGACAGGAAGCCAAGCCGCACGGGCUCCAUCGUGCUGCCCUACAUCAUGUCCUCCACUCUGCGGAGGUUGUCCAUCACCUCCGUGACGUCCUCUGUGAUUUCCACCUCUUCAAACUCCUCUGACAAUGCUCCCUCCAGACCAGGAUCUGAUGGGUCAAUCCUGGAGCCACUUUUGGAGCGCAGGGCCUCGUCAGGUGCCAGAGUCGAAGACCUGCCCCUCAGGGAGGACGGCGAGAACCGGAUCAGCAAGUUUAAGAGAAAAGACUGGAGUCUGAGCAAGUCCCAGGUCAUUGCAGAGAAGGCUCCAGAACCUGACCUGAUGAGCGCGGCCAGGAAAGCACAAAGGCCGAAGAGUCUCCAGCUGGUGGACAAUCGGCUGACGCCGUUUCACGGUUCUUCGCCUCCCCAGUCGACGCCCUUGAGCCCGCCUCCGCUCACCCCUAAAGCUACCAGGACCCUAAGCUCCCCGUCUUUGCAGAUAGACGGACUGGUGACUGCUGCUGUCCCGCCCCCACCGCCCCCCAAAAGCAAGCCCUAUGAGAGCAGCCAGAGGAACUCCACCGAGAUUGCUCCUCCGCUGCCUGUCCGAAGAGAAGCCAAAGCCCCGCCUCCCCCACCUCCAAAAGCUCGGAAGUCUAGCAUCCUCUCUUCUGAGCCUGGCUCCCAGUAAGGACCUUGCCCUCUCUCUGAACCUCCGAGUGCCUUGGCCACCUGCCGCCUGAGACCUGGCCUCCAGGAGCCGGAGUGCUCAUCACACGGGGCUCCCUGCUGACUGCGCUGCCUGAUCUGGGAUGCUUUUGUUCUUCCGAAAGCUCCUCUUUGGUCGCUGUGUGAGGCCAUGCCACGUCCCCCUCCAGUCCACAGGGAGUUCCAGAAUUGGCCAAAAAUCUUGUGUAUUUUUCAAAGGAAAGAUCUCCUUCACCGUUAAUAAAUUUCAGCCUCAACCGCAGAGACACGGGGGUCUGCAAAGUUCUCCUGCAGUGUUUGCAGAGCACCCCCGGUAACCUAUGCCUUGGAGGGAUUUCUCGCUUUGCUUCUGAAAAGCUGUGCUGAGACUCGGUUAUUUUUCUCUUGUGGACACACCUAUCCUAUCCCAUAUAGCAUCUUGGAAGAGGUGGAUGUCAAGUUCACUUUGGUAGCCAAGAUAAUAGUAUCUUGCUAAAGUCUACCAUGUCUCCUUUGAGCAAGAAAACGCACUUUUUUCAUGGAGGUUGGCCACUCUCGGGCAUGAGUGGCUAUCAUUAUUGAAAAAAUCGUGAGCCCUGAGCUCUUGUGUCCCCUCACCCCGUCCUCUUGUGGCACAGGAAAGCUACCCUCUUCCUGUCCCCGCCAGAAUCCUGGCACACUCCCGACUAAUGGCCCUCACUGCUCCCUCGGACUGUAGACCCCUUGGAAGCUCUGCCUUUUGCACGUCCAGUUUUUGUCCUGUUACCUCCUCUGAGCUCAAAUCACUGGCUACACGGGACUUAGGAGCCUGGUUCAGCAGCUGCUUUUCCACAUCCUACCUACAUGACUCGGUGGCCCCUCUCUGCUGCCUGACUUUACCCUGGAGAAUACAGUGCAAUAUUUUCCUUUGAUUAUUUAUUUCUCUUGAUUGUGGAAUUAAUUUGAUUACUUGCUAAUGGUACUAAUUGUCAGUGCUCCUUUCAGAAGGAAGAAACGGGGUGAUUUUGAUGACCAAAUAUUACAUACACAUACAUAAACAGACACACAAAGCUGUAGACGUUUUGAGCUGGCAGGGCCUCAGAGGUUAUACAGAGAAACCCCUUUAUUUAGUAGAUUAGGAAAUUGAGGCUAUACACAGAAAAUCGUGCUACAGAUUCUUACUAAUAACCCAGCUUGCUCAAUUAAGUUAUGCCCGGGGAACACUUAGAUCUAGAAGACAACUCUGACGAACUGUUUAAUGCCUACCCCCAGUUGGAACAAUAUUUGGAAUGUCCCAGAUGUUUCCAAACUGCUUAGGUAUUUGUGGCAGCGUCCUCUCCCCGGGGAGGUCAAGAGAGCAGAGACAGAUUGCAGCUGUGUGACGUGGCAUCUGCCCGCGUGCCUUGUCACCCCACCCCGUCUUCCGGAGAGACGUGAUCAGGUCAUCCCAAGGGGCAAGGAAGCAAAAACCGGGGAUAAGACCUUCCACACAAGUUGUCGUGAGGUUCAAACGAGAUGGAGUACGUGAGGGAGCAGAUGCUUUUGCAACGGUCCUUUCUUUUCUCUGCCAGGCCUGAGUAAGAGCUGGAACUCUCUAAGAGCAUUAUUGAUGCUCCUUUUUUUUUUUUUUAAGGUAAUUUGGAAUGUGAGCGCAGGUUAGUUCUGCACUUCUCAAAAAUGUAGCAUCUUUUGGAGGCUUUUGCAAAAUUAUGUCUGAGCCAAAGUGUUAAUAAGACCUGAAGAGGAUUUUAAGUGGGAAGAACUCAAGCUCCAUGGAGAAAGGAGGAGGCCACAGAAAGUUUGUGUGGAGCUACGUGGAGCCUGGAACAACUUCUGAGAAGUCACUUUGCAGACUACCGAGAGGAGAUUUGUAUGCCUCACUCUACUUUUUGGGCUGCCAUUAAAACAGAAAGAUAAUCUAGGUCACCAAAAAACCCCUCAAACCUCAGGCUAAUCCUUCCAGCACAGUAGAAGUGAGUCCCACAGUCUGGUCUUUGAGUGGAGACUGGGGAGAGAGGAUCAUUAGUGCCCAGAUGCCUGCCCUGUUUUGAUAGAACGUGUUUUUCCAUAUGAUUCCCAUCCCACAUGCAUGGAAACGAUAGCUCUCUCCUGCCUGAACACAAAGGGUUCCAGGUAGUGUUGUGGAUAAUAGGUCAGAGAGGACAUCGAAGGUUCGUUGCUUGGGAAGCUAUUGGGUAGGAAGGAGUCACGUUUGACAAAAAGUUAUAAAUAAUGCCUGUGCUGAAGUCAAAGAGGAAAACUGCAAAGAAAUGUCUCAUGAUUACUCUAAAUAUGGAAGAGAUAAGGAGCAGGGAGGAAAAAGGAAAAUAUCUGGUCUUUAUGUUUCUUGCUUAGAACUCUGGAGUAUUAGAAGACAUUGAGAUUAGCCCCCAAAUUGUCACAACGUUUGCAAAUAUUGGUUUGUGGGUUUGUGAUGGUAUUUUUUUAAUCCCAUUUUUCUCUCUCUGUCCUGGUGACUUGUCUGGCUUUGAGAUUUUUUUUUUUUUUUUAAGAAUUGUGAAGAGUUGUAAAGAAGGUAAUAUUCAAUAUAUAUUAAAUGUUCUUAUGGAAUGCCAGGCACUGUACUAGUCCCUCGAGAUGUGGUAGUUUGACAUGUUCAAUGGGAACAGCCCCCGUGUAUAAAGGCAGAUCACACUAGUGUGCUGUAGGAUUGGAAAGUGAGUAGUAUGAGAUAACAGUGAAACCCCGAACAAGGCUGUCGGGCCACGGGUUGCUUCCUCCUCCUCCACCUUACCCCCUUGACUUUGACAGAAAUGCAGUCAUUUGCUCCUGCCAGAAGAACCCAUUGAAAACUGCAGCCACACAACAAUGCAUUAGAGAAAACAAGAUGUGAAGCCAGAUCUAGCUCUUUCCUAGCUGGGAGAGUCCUUCCCCUCUAGUUGCGUCGAGGUCUCCGGCCAAUUUCUUAUUUUAAAAUUGAGAGGGAGCUUACAUGCAGUGAAGUUCACACACCUUAGGUGUGCAGAUGGGUGAGCGUUCACAGAGCUUUACACCGGCGUCCCCACCUUUCAGUUACAGGCGUUGGUUAUUUCCAGCACCCCAGGUUCCCGUGUGCCCAUGGCACCGUUUUCUGGAAAGGUAUUUAGAAGCCCCUUCAAAUCUGUGCCUUCCCUUCCUCACGUCUCAGGUAUAAUGAAGGGGGAGAAAAACCCCGCCGUCACCACAAAACAAGACUAGAAAGAGUUGGGUACCUUUUAGCAAGUCAAUUUGUAGUCAGUUCCUGGGUCUCAAUUUCCUCAUCUGUUUAAAAAAAAAAAAAAGAGAGACUACAUGAGUUUUAGAAUUAUUUCAGCCCCAGCUGCUCUCAUUUUAAAUGAACAAAAAGAGGGAGAAUCAGACGGAAACUAAGUUAUGGACAAAAGCUUCUAGGUCCAGGCACUGUACUUUUCCCAUUUUUCAUCCCAAGUUGGUGCUUUGAUCCUGCCAUGCCCUGGCUAUUAAGACAAAAAGAUCUGUGGACAUUAAAAUUAGGACUAUGCCAGUAAUCCAGUACACAUUGAAAUAUUGACACAAAUCACUAUAACUCUCUGCAACAAUUUAUAAACAAUGUCAUUUCCAUAACAGUCUUCAGGCUUCACCAGCUAUAUGCCUGUGUGCAUUGUAACUAGACUUUCAGUUCAUUUUAACAAUUAUGCCUUUUUUUCUCUAUAUCAUUUGGGAAGUUGAUAAAUAUCACUUCCUUGGAAACUUUCAUUCAGCUAUAUGUCUGUUUUUUUUUUUUUUUUAAUUAAAUUGGAAAAGGUAAGUUUCUCUUUGGAUGGGUUGAAACUUGAACCAUCAAUUCUGUAAUAAUUUGCAGAAGGAAGAAAGUGGUUUUUCCUUUCAGGUGAAUGAUUUCAGUCUGAUUCUUAGGAUCUAACCAAAGCUGGUCUCCCGUAUGUGCUGUCCAAACUCAUCUAUGAGUCACAUUUUUGUGUCAGUUGUUCACCUAAACUUUGUGAAGAAUUCCUUCUAUAUGAUUUUGUAACUAGUUGGAUUUCAAACAUGGGCAGUUAGGAUGGCGUGCAUUGAAGUAGAAGACUUUUGUUCAGAUUUGCUGUUAUUUAUUUUUUAAAUUAAAAAUGGAAGUGUAUUUUAAAGUU